Molecule: messenger RNA, 1143 nt
Organism: Odocoileus virginianus texanus
Lineage: Eukaryota; Metazoa; Chordata; Mammalia; Artiodactyla; Cervidae
Source: RefSeq, a predicted model, not a curated record
UCAUAAGGGACAUCACAGCAAAUUCUGCCUCCUUGGGGUGGAGGAGGAUUGUGCAGAUAGUGGGACCAUCCCCCAAGGCCAGCCUCUUGCCUCUUCUGCACUCAGGGCAGAUAUCAGGGGGGCCUACAGCACCAGUACACCUCGGUGAAAGGGCUGGAGGAGUGGUGGUCCCUGGGAACCGGCGGAGGUAGCAGAUGCCACGGCCUGAGAUGGCCUGAAGUGGCCACGGUCCAGUGGGACCACGGCGGGUGCCAAAGAAAAUGGGGAAUGUUGGGCCUGGGAUGCUGGGCUCCAUGCUCUUUCUGAUGCUCGGGCUGCAGCCUCUACCGCUUAGCCGAGGGAGAUUCCUGCACCAACCCCCAAGCUCGAGAAGCUUCCACCUGGGCACCAGACAUCACGGAAGCACCUGGGAGAAGCUGAAAUCCUGCAAGGGUGCCUUUGACCUGUACUUCAUAGUGGACGCGUCACAGAAGGCAAAUAACAUUUGGAAGGACAUUAUCAAAUUAGUGGAUGAAAUAGUGAAGAAGUACACAAACCCUAACCUGCGGAUGUCCUUUAUCACCUACUCCACACAGGGCAAAACUGUCAUGAAGCUCACCUCAGACAGACAAGAAAUAAGUCGUGGUCUUAGCCGACUUCAGAACAUAGUGCCUACAGGAGCCACAAACUUGCAGGAAGGGUUGAUAAAGGCAAAUAAACAGAUUCAACAUGCUACCUCGGGAAAGAACAGUGCUUCCAGCCUGAUUAUCACCCUGACUGCGGGGCCACUGCUACCAAGGACGUUACAGGACACAAAGAAGGAAGCUCAACAGGCUCGGGAUAUGGGGGCCAAGGUUUACUGCUUGGGUGUAAAAGAUUAUAAGAGAGAUCAGCUACAUAAUAUUGUAGAAAGAAAGGACCAAAUGUAUGGGAUAGAUGAAUUCAAUUCUGCAGAAAAGCUUGUUGCCUCGCUUGUGAAAAAUUCGUGUAAGGAAAUGAUGGCUGCGGACACACACUUUGUCUGUUUAGGAGGUAAGAACCAAGACACAGAUCUAGACAGAAGUGUGUGUGUGUGUGUGUGUGUGUGUGUGUGUGUGCGUGUGAUGCAUUCACGUGGCAUAAGAAUGCUGUGACUGUGGGGGGAGGUAUCUGUGGUGUUUUUGU